UCGUUACACCCCCCCCUUCCCCAACACACACACACACACACACACACACACACACCGCCGGGGAUUUCCAGAGCCAGAGAUGUUCAACUCGUCUCCGUCGGCUUCUACGCUCUUCUUCUCCGCGGAUCGUGAUCAUGAUGUCGCCGACGGUUCCUCGCGCCCGUUCCGCGGCGGAGGUGUCGGUGUCGAUGUGGGCGACGGUGACGGGAACAACGGCUCGUGCGCCGAACGGCCACUCGAGUUCGCGCCCGCGGAGAAGGUGGCCGUGGGUCUCGCGCUAGCCGCGGUCACGGCGGUGACGGUAAUCGGGAACGCGCUCGUGGUGGUGGCCGUGUGUGUGGUGAAGAAGCUUCGGCAGCCUUCUAACUACUUGCUUGUGUCACUCGCGGCCGCCGACCUGUCCGUAGCGCUCGGGGUCAUGCCCUUCGCCAUAGCAACCGACCUCACCGGUGGGAAAUGGUUGUUCGGUGAAGCUUUCUGUAACGUCUUCAUUGGGAUGGACGUCAUGUGCUGCACGGCGUCUAUCAUGACCUUAUGCGUCAUCAGCGUGGACAGGUAUCUGGGCAUCACACGACCUUUAACGUACCCUGCACGUCAGAAUGGUCAACUGAUGGCAAAGAUGAUCUUCGGCGUGUGGUUGGUGUCGGCGUCCAUCACUCUUCCGCCAUUUUGCGGCUGGGCGAAGAACAUCAACGAAGAGGGAGUGUGUCUGAUCAGCCAGGACUUCAGCUACACCAUCUACUCCACCGCUGUGGCCUUCUACAUCCCCAUGCUUGUCAUGCUCUUCAUGUAUUAUAAGAUCUUCAAGGCGGCGAGAAAGAGCGGUGCCAAGCAUCGCUUUGAGUCGGUGAGGAUGCAAGGGCUGAAAACGCAGCAGCACCCGGUGGCCGAGGAGUGCGUGGCGCUGUCUCGAUUGCUCAGCCCAGAACGCCAGAACAUGUCCAUCUUCAAGCGUGAACAGAAGGCUGCCACCACGCUGGGUGUCAUCCUUGGAGUCUUUACCAUCUGCUGGCUGCCUUUUUUCAUCCUGACCACGGCGAGGCCGUUUAUAUGCGGCAUCGAGUGUAGCUGUGUCCCGAUUUGGAUCGAGAGGACGCUGCUGUGGUUCGGCUACGCCAACUCGCUCGUCAAUCCGUUUAUUUACGCCUUCUUUAACCGUGACCUGCGCUCAACCUACUGGGAUUUGCUACGGUGUCGUUACCGUAAUAUCAACCGCAGACUGUCUGCCGUCGGUGUACACGAGGCCCUGAAGUUUUAAAACAAGACCAGCCUCUUACUUGAAACACACAUAUACAGUACAGCAAGGUCAAUGUUGGAUUUGGAUCCUAUGUGGAGAGGUUGUGUUUUUUUUUUUCAGAAACUCUAAGAAGGAUGAAACCACAUGCCAUAUUUCAAGAGGCUUUUUGGGGAAAAAAAGAUUUGCAGUAGAAAGGUGAAGUCUGAAAAGGUCACAGCAGGAGGUUGGGAUGCUUUGGGAUGCACGAGCAUGGACGCUAUUUUUGGACUUGACGAUGGAGAACAAAAGUGAGUGUUGAAGCAGGUUGACAGGUGAUUUUAAAUAUUCUUUAAAAUUCUUUGAGAAGGACACAUUAUAUUUUUGGAUUUACUGAAUAAGGCUGAAAGGAGAUUGCAGAAUGACCUGAACAAGAGCACAGAGAAAUAUGUUUUAUAAGAUCAAAAUCCGAUACCGUUACCGUCUUUGCCCUUUGGUGAAGGACACUGCAAAGGUUUUUUCCAUGAAAUUUAAAGUGGAAACUAUUUCAGGACCGUUUUCUUGGCUGGAAUUCUCAAAGCAGAUGUUUCUGACCAUGUCAGAUGUGGACUGCAAGCGCUAGUGGAUAAUCGCUGCUGUAGGGCUUGUGGUCAGCACUGACUAAUGUUGGAAAUGCUCGUAUGUGUUUACGCGUGUUCCAAAGCGAAGGUGACAAGAGAGACAGGACACAAACAUCGCGUCCAAUGACUCACCCUGUGUAUUUUAAGAAACAUGCAUUUAGCAGUGGUCGGAUAUGUCUGUCCUCAAAGGAUUAUCAGACUGAAGAAAGCUUAGUGCGAAUGCGACGCUUUGAUCUGACCUGUUUUUUUGGCCAGAUUUAACUGGGUCACAAAAAAUAAUAAUAAUAAUAACAAUAAUAAUAAUAAUAAUAACAAGAACCACAGAGGCUUAAUGAUGAUAAUUUGAAUCAUUAAAUUGCAAAUGAACCUCUAACAUCUGCCUAGGAAACAGAAAUUUUCCAUAUGUACAAUAACAUGUAUAAUUGUCAAAUAUUUGUGCA
Messenger RNA from Tachysurus vachellii, 2273 nucleotides. It is a transcript of the gene htr7c, whose product is annotated as 5-hydroxytryptamine (serotonin) receptor 7c. The transcript is spliced from 2 exons. Lineage: Eukaryota; Metazoa; Chordata; Actinopteri; Siluriformes; Bagridae. Gene Ontology annotation, cellular component: dendrite; plasma membrane. Gene Ontology annotation, biological process: G protein-coupled receptor signaling pathway, coupled to cyclic nucleotide second messenger; vasoconstriction; circadian rhythm. The record is from RefSeq and is a predicted model, not a curated record. Bases 80 to 1258 code for a protein of 392 amino acids. Gene Ontology annotation, molecular function: neurotransmitter receptor activity; G protein-coupled serotonin receptor activity.